Molecule: messenger RNA, 1225 nt
Organism: Amoebophrya sp. A25
Lineage: Eukaryota; Dinophyceae; Syndiniales; Amoebophryaceae
Source: the annotation of a GenBank genome assembly
AUGUUGCUGGAGAGCUUAUACCGGAAUGAAAGUGGGAGUUUCAGUUUCGAGAACUCAAACUUGUCGAAUCUGGAAGAGAUUCUCGACGAGGCGGACAAGAAUCUGAUUUUGGAAAGAUGUGGGUGCGAUCUGAGGCCUGAGACUUUACUGACGCUUCGGAAAAGGGUGAAAGCAGCAGUUGCAGAGGCCAGGAAAAGCAAGAAUACACGGGAUGGGGAAGUUGUGGUACGAGACUAUGGCGAGCAAACCGCGAAGCAAGAACCCGAAGUGGAAGCAGCUGUUGUUCGAUACGAAUUUUCAGCUGGUUCUAGAAAGAUGACCGGGCAGAGCAAAAACAAGAACAAACAACCCCCAUUUCCACCUCCUCUUCCCGGACAGCAGGCGUUUCCAAAGACGACGUUUUACUCAGUUCAUCUGCUAGACGAGAUCAGUCAGGUAUCGAACCUCGCACUCGAAUUAUACUCAACGAUAAAGCGCGCUUUUGCUCGAUGUUUGCUGCAUCUGGAGUCCUGUCCCAUAUGUUCGGAACGUUUACGGGAUCGGAGGUUGGCUUUUCACAACAAGAGCAACGACCUUGGACGUACUGAUCAGAACUCUACUGAAGAUACUGUAUCUACUGCAGACCUAUGGUCGGACUCCUCGGACGAUGAACGAGAGGACCCAGAGCCAGACCCACCAACCACGGCGACUCAUGCUGUAAGAAAGGACAGCAAGAAGCCUACGAAGUCAAAGACUAGUUACUACACUCCUUGCGCUAUCUGUGGUUCCACGGUUUGCUAUUGGUCUGACGCAGUUCAUUGUCCGAACGCGAAGGAAUGCAGCACGGUCUUCCACCGACACUGCUUUGUACAUCGCGCUCGACAUCGAUGUCCUUGUUGCGAGAUGAGGAACGCUGUGAGAAGAAGAUAAUGGUGAAAUGCCAGAAGUUGAAGGUCAAUAAAGCUUCUUCUUCAGUCCUCAAGACUUACUCACGAUGAAAUUCGCUCUUCUGUAAUAGUAUUAAUACCCAUGAUAAUGAUUCUCAAUCGCAUUCGGAUUCUUCUUACUUAUAGACUUAACUUCUUUCGCAUGUGUGUGAAGAUCAUCUGCUUCUUUCUUUCUUCCUUGAUUCUUGAUUCUGAUUGCUUUGAAAAAAUUCGAUGUCAACAAGGACGAACUGAACGAGUUUUAUAUCUUCCACUUCAAUAUAAAUGCGUAAAUAACGCAUGAGCACCACGAGAAGGAC